Molecule: messenger RNA, 792 nt
Organism: Bacidia gigantensis
Lineage: Eukaryota; Fungi; Ascomycota; Lecanoromycetes; Lecanorales; Ramalinaceae
Exons: 2
Coding region: 1-792 (263 amino acids)
Source: RefSeq, a predicted model, not a curated record
AUGGAGGGGGAAAUGUUGGGGGUGGAGGAGGUGGUAAUUUUGGUUGCCAAGAUUGUGAAGGCGGAGGAGGGUCAAACGGAAACGGAGGUGGCUCUGGAGGAGGAGAUGAAGGCGACACAGGAAGAAAUGGUGACAGUGGAGAUAAAGGUGACGGCGGAGAUGAAGGUGAUAAAGCAGAUGAAAGCGGUGAUGAAGGUCAAACGAUCCCUCUUUUCCAACUUUCUAGGCGACCGUCUCGUGAAACGGGCAGAGGAAGUCUUAUCCACCAUUAACCCCCUCAAAGACGCUCUCAGCAACUUUGGUGCCGAUAAGCAAGGCAAGAGCUUCAUCAGCUCGGCAAUGGACUCGGCCGAGGGUAUCAUUACGAAUAAGUUCCCCAAGGACAAACCCAACUCUUUCGUCACAGGUCUUGAGGGUCAUUACACCCUGGCGAAGAAACUUACUAUAGGCACCGCGGAAAACAAACAGACUUUCCAAUCUGGGACACGCCUCUAUUGGGCAGUGCGUUGGGACUAUGAUCCGGUGAAGGGACCUCAUGUGAAUGCGAUGUUCAGCGGAAAACCAGGUACAUGUAAAUUUGCUUACAACCUGGACAAGUCCAAAUUUCUUGAGGGAGAUGAAGGAGGGAAAAAGGCUAUGUUGGACAUUGCGCAGGACUUGAAUAAACAAUGUAAGUACAGCAUGGCUAAAAAUAUGGGGAAGGACAAGCCAGAAUGGGAUACAACAGAGGAGCAGGCGAUGGAGGACUUAAAGAACCAUUUCAAGACUGUUGGGGACGGACCGUGUACCUAG